This is a messenger RNA of Mustela lutreola (European mink), 6665 nucleotides long. It is a transcript of the gene SAMD4A, whose product is annotated as sterile alpha motif domain containing 4A. Gene Ontology annotation, cellular component: P-body. The transcript is spliced from 12 exons. The record is from RefSeq and is a predicted model, not a curated record. Bases 415 to 2268 code for a protein of 617 amino acids. Lineage: Eukaryota; Metazoa; Chordata; Mammalia; Carnivora; Mustelidae. Gene Ontology annotation, biological process: regulation of mRNA stability; nuclear-transcribed mRNA poly(A) tail shortening; negative regulation of translation. Gene Ontology annotation, molecular function: mRNA binding; protein binding; translation repressor activity.
GCCUAGGGGCCACCAGAGGAGGGGAGAAGAGGAGGAGGACAAAGUGGAGAGGGAGGAGAUGGAGCAAUCCCUUAUGUGAUCAUUCCAUCAACUCACAGCUUUUCACCUAACAUCCGGUUCAACUGUAAUGUGGUCAGCUCCAUAUCACCUGUACAGCGUCUGUGCCCUCUCCCUCAAACUCAGCAAAAUCUUACGGUCCUCUAAUCAAGAGAGUUUUGCUCCUGUUGCUGCAUGUCUCGUGGUUCACCGUCAGACCUGUGAGUUGAUACUUCUUCACCAAAGGGCUCUCCGGAGCAACCGUCUAGAGGAAUCAUUAACCAAUGGCAACAGGAAUCCAAGGAUAAAGUGAUUUCCCUCCUGUUAACUCAUCUGCCUUUGCUGAAGCCAGGAAACCUUGAUGCAAAAGUAGAGUAUAUGAAACUGCUGCCCAAAAUCCUGGCGCACUCUAUUGAACACAACCAGCACAUUGAGGAGAGCAGGCAACUGCUGUCCUAUGCUUUGAUACAUCCGGCCACUUCGCUGGAAGACCGCAGCGCGUUAGCCAUGUGGCUGAAUCACUUGGAGGACCGCACAUCGACCAGCUUUGGUGGCCAGAACCGAAGCCGCUCGGACUCUGUGGAUUAUGGGCAGACACACUACUAUCACCAAAGACAGAACUCCGAUGACAAGCUCAAUGGGUGGCAGAACUCUCGGGAUUCUGGGAUUUGCAUCAAUGCCUCCAACUGGCAGGACAAAAGCCUGGGGUGUGAGAACGGCCACGUGCCCCUCUACUCCUCCUCAUCUGUCCCCACCACAAUCAAUACAAUUGGAACCAGCACAAGUACAAUUCUCUCAGGCCAGGCACACCACAGCCCUUUGAAACGAUCUGUGUCCCUUACCCCACCCAUGAAUGUGCCAAACCAGCCUCUAGGCCACGGAUGGAUGUCUCAUGAGGACUUACGAGCUAGAGGACCCCAGUGCCUCCCAUCCGAUCAUGCCCCCCUGUCUCCACAAAGCAGUGUAGCCUCUUCAGGAAGUGGUGGGAGUGAACACUUAGAAGAUCAGAACACUGCUCGUAACACAUUCCAAGAAGAAGGUAGUGGUAUGAAAGAUGUUCCAGCCUGGUUAAAAAGUCUCCGCCUGCACAAGUACGCUGCGCUUUUCUCCCAGAUGACCUACGAGGAAAUGAUGGCCCUUACCGAGUGCCAGCUGGAGGCUCAGAAUGUUACCAAAGGUGCAAGACACAAAAUUGUCAUCAGUAUUCAGAAGCUCAAAGAAAGACAAAACCUCCUGAAGUCUUUGGAAAGGGACAUCAUCGAGGGGGGCAACCUGCGCGUCCCACUCCAGGAACUGCACCAGAUGAUCCUGACUCCUAUCAAGGCCUACAGCUCCCCGAGCACAACCCCCGAGGCUCGCCGCCGGGAGCCCCAGGCUCCGCACACGCCCUCGCUGAUGGGUCCUGAGGGCCAGAGCCCUGAUGGCAAAGACAGUGCCUCGGCCACCGGGGUCCCAGCAACCACCUCGGCUGGGGCCAGCGGGGGGCUGCAGCCACACCAGCUGAGUAGCUGUGAUGGGGAGCUGGCCGUCGCCCCGCUGCCGGAGGGGGAUCUCCCCGGGCAGUUCACACGUGUCAUGGGGAAAGUGUGCACACAGCUCUUGGUCUCCAGACCUGAUGAGGAAAAUAUAAGUUCCUAUUUACAGCUCAUAGACAAAUGUCUAAUUCAUGAGGCAUUUACAGAGACUCAGAAAAAAAGAUUGUUGUCAUGGAAACAGCAGGUGCAGAAGCUCUUUCGGUCUUUCCCUCGGAAAACCCUUCUAGACAUAUCAGGAUAUCGACAGCAAAGAAACCGCGGCUUUGGGCAGUCCAACUCCCUCCCGACAGCCGGCUCUGUUGGCGGUGGUAUGGGCCGGCGGAACCCGCGCCAGUACCAGAUCCCCUCCCGGAACGUCCCAUCCGCCCGCCUCGGCCUCUUGGGCACCAGUGGAUUCGUCAGCUCCACCCAGCGCAGCACCGCGGCCAACCCCACCAUCAUGAAGCAAGGAAGACAGAACCUAUGGUUCGCCAACCCUGGGGGCAGCAACAGCAUGCCGAGCCGCACCCACAGCUCAGUCCAAAGGACCCGCUCGCUGCCCGUGCACACUUCUCCACAGAAUAUGCUGAUGUUCCAGCAGCCAGAAUUCCAGCUUCCUGUGACUGAACCUGACAUCAACAACAGGCUGGAGUCCUUGUGCCUCAGUAUGACCGAGCACGCCCUGGGAGACGGGGUUGACCGGACCUCCACAAUCUAGAAGCUGAAGAUGAGAGUGACCGCGCUGGCCGUGAAAUCGACUGCUGCGGGUCCAGUGUCAGCCAUCUUCAGGGUUGCACAGAAUCCUCCGAGAUACUUUGCAGCCUUUUUUUUUCCCUGGUCCCUCUCCCAUUUUGAUUUUGUGAGAGCGUAGGUCGUCCUUGUAAACAUAUCAGUAGACCGGGGACUGGUUAUUUUGUCAUUUGUUUCUGUCACGGGAUGGCUUGGUGUGCGGGGUGGGGAGGGGUCUCUAGGGAAAGGUGGGGCCGGGAGGGGAUGGAGAGGGAAGGCAAGUGGCUUCCUGGAUGGAGAGAGGGGGAGAAACGAACAAAAGAGUACCGCUGGCAAAGAGCUGGGAGAGACGAGGGAGGGAGGCUGAACCCUGGGCCCAGGCGCCCCUCACAGCCCGCCUCCGUAGUCAGGCCCCAGGACGCUGUCGUGGGCGAGUGCGACCAAAGCAAGAUGGCGGCCCGCCCUCCCUGCCGCCAGGACCGGCUUUCCCUGAGGACCCGGCUUGGAGUCGAGCCGCAGCAGAGGGCCGCACGGCCCCGGCGGCAGAGCGGGGGGAAUGUUCCCUCCAACAAAAUUUCAGAGAAACUUUGAUUUGUGUAUUGUUUACAUAACAAUUUUAAAGGGUACAUAAUGUGUAAAGAGUUUGGAUAGAACUUCUCUUCAUACUAUGGUUUUUGUAAAGGAUUUGUUGAUAUGGAUUCAUUUCUUUCCUCUAUUUUUAUAAUAGCAGCAGGGUUGUCUCUCAAAAUGGCUGCGAAGCCGCGCUUGCCGGGAAGGCGGACGCGUCACGUAGGCCGAGGAGGCGUCGGUCUUUCCACCGCGGCCGCGCUCUGCAAACAGGUGGGCUGGUGGGGAGAGCACGUGACCGGAAGCGCGGGGAAGGACCGCACCGUGUGUGUGAUCAGUUAGGGUCAGCUCGCAGGUCACCGUGAGACGCUGAAAGAAUCCUGCGGCCCCUUUCUGGGCUGGAUUUGCUUCCUCUUCCUCCCCACCCUAUGGUGGGGUUUCAUCCUAUCGCCCUCUGCCUCACUUCACACACACACACAUACACGGGUUCAGGUUCCACACACACACACACACACACACGUGGGUUCAAGUUCCACUGGAGGAAAAAUGACAAGGACCGACAUUUUUCCCUUGCGAAAGGCCUUCAUGUCAGAUCAGGAGCUCAAAAGACCACUUCCACUGCGAUUGCGCAGAGGGACCUGAGCCUGGGGGCCGCGUCCCCCUGGCUCGCUCACUGCUGAGGAAGGGGAGGAGAGCCAGACCCAGGACAGUGUCUAAGGGUGAGUCAGUCAGCAAGUGGCAGAGAGAGCGUGUAGGGAGACGUGCAGUCCACGCGGCAGGGCGGGCUGUGAAGGAAGAUGUGAGGAAGGGCGGCUUCAGGAUGCAAACGUGGUUCCCUCCACGUGUACGUCAGGGGUUCGCUGUGUCGUCGAUCGGGCGGCACAGAAGAGCGAGAAAACCAGCCCUGACCUGGCGAGAUAUUAACAAACUGUGCUACCGCGAAGUAAUAGCUCUGUUUCUUAAGGGCAAGAAAGACUAUGUUUGGGAUUCGAGGCAAUGGAGGGUAUUAAAGGAAAUCAAAGAGGAGUUGUGCUUUGCACUGGAAAAUUGGUUUGUGUAAAUGAUGGUAUGAAUGCUCCGCCAGAGGCGAGAGCGGGGAGACGAUCUAAGGCCUGUUUAUUAAAUGGGUGAGUCUGGUGCCGUUGCUUUCGGCGAAGGCAGCGUCGAAAUUGGAGAGAUUGGACCAUGAAAAUCACUGUGCUUGCCUACGGUUAUUUUAAAAAAAAAAAAAAAAAAAAAUUAAUGAAGUAAAUACAGAUUUAAAAGGCCUUAAUGAAAUUUAAACAACUUUCUUUUACCUUCAAGAUUGAAAAUGUGCACCCCGUUCAGCCUUGCUUUUGAAGUUUUCUAAGGUUUAAAAAGGUGGGAGCAUCUUAACCGUAGAGAGCCUUUAGCAAGGGAAGGGGGCUUGAACCUACCACAUCACAUUUUGCGUUAAGACAGACCGACCUCCCCUUCGGGGACUACAUUCUAAACAUGCAAAUCCAUGUGCAGAAAGGGGCAGCAAUUUUUAGUGUGUUUUGUUUUUGGUUUUUGUUUUUUUGUUUUUUUAACCAAGUGCCAUUAACAUUCAUCCUCCACACCCCUUUUCUAAACAAGCUUCCUGUUGCUUGGGGAAUGUGUUGGGAUGGACGAUCACAUGUAAGGCAGGAAGAAAAGAUCAAAAAUGUCGAAGGCCAAAGGUAAGACCAGAGGGUUUGUGAAGGUGAUUUUUGGAUGCUAAGAAAGUUAAUAAAGAGAAGAAAAAGCAAAGGUAUUACACAUCUUGUGGGGAAAUGAGAAAGCACUCAGAUCUGCUGCAAAACACAUAUAUCCAUAAAGACUUGGGUUGUUCAGAAAACAGAUUGUGAACACAAUCACAUUAGCAUGAAUCCUUUAAAAGGAAGAAGACCUUAAAGUAUUUGCAAAUCUGGAUUUCUAUUUAUUCCUUCACUGAAUAUAGAAACAAUGGUUAUCUGAUUAUUAGAGAUAUUAUUUUGGAUAUGUUACUUAUUAACUUGCUAUGGCUGGUAACCAUGAUAAAGUCUGUUAUUAAUAACAACAUAAUUCUUUUCUUAAAAAAAAGAAAAGCUUAUUUUUCUUUGACUGUGUAUAGAUUUAUCUACUUAGUUGUGUUUUGCUAUUAAUGUUUCAAUUUUUCUUUUUUUUAAGUUGAGUGUUCUGAUAAAUUUUAGGAGCCUGUCCCCACCUUGUUUUGAGUCCUGUGUUGACUGCAGGUAUACAGCUCAAUUUUAAAAUCCUAAAGCAAAAGAACUUUAUUUAUAAAAAAAAAAAAAAAAUCAAACAGUUGCAUGCGUAAGGCUGUGAAGUCGGAUAUUUAGUAAUAAAGCGGCAGUGCCUUUUUUUGUAUUUACCCAUUGACCCCCAAAUGCAACUGUUUUAUAUUAAUAGUAAACGUUAAAAAAAUCUUAGAGGAAAAUCUAUUUCACUACAUGUUUCCCCCCCUUUUUCUGAUUUAAGCAGUAUGUAUUUGGCACCUCUACACUGUCCUAGGGACAGUGGUGGUCUAUGAUAUUGUUACCAUGUAUGAUGUUUUAUUGGUGCUUUUUAUUCAUAGUGGUUUCUUACCAGAAACAGUAGGAAGACACACAUGAACUGUGUACAAGAAUUGAAACAUUGCUGCUCAUAAUGUGUCUUUUUCCACACGCUUUUUGAGUUUCACUUUUUGAACAAGGGCCAGCAAGCAAAAUAGACGCUGCUGGGUCUGCCUGCAGAGGGCGGCUGUUUGCACCAAGCUCUCAAAUCCUGUGUAUUGAUGGUCCCUUUUUGGUACUCAGGAUUGGAACUACAGCUGGGCCCCCAUCUCCCAUUCCUUUGAAGAGACACUGAGGGAAACAAGGUUUUCUUUUGAGGUGUCAUUGGCUGCCUUUUACGGAAUGGGAGCCUUCUCCGGGUCCUGUGUUCUUCUGCACCUCUUGUAGCGACUGCCAGUGCAAGGUUUGUAGACGUGCAUUCCCCAGUUAGCACCGGGAGUCCCCCAAAAGCCUGGGCUGGGGGACCGAGCUGGGCUGAAUGCAUAGGCAUGCAACCAGAAGGGCAGCGAGGGGCAGAAAAGUAGGUCCCAGUCUCGUUGACCCUCUGGAGAUGUCUGCAGCAGGGAGCUGCGGCUUGGGUACAGGGAAGCAGCCUGACCAAGGCAUUCAGGCGUGCCUGUUACAAGAAGGACCUGCGGAAGGAUCAUUUGCACAUGGGGCUGUGAUAACACUAAUGUUGAUUUUUUUUUUUUUACAAGUCAUCAGAGAUGUUUGCAAAGUGAGUUUUAUUUUUUUGUAAUUCCUUUAUCUUUACUUAAAGGUGAAUGUGUAUUCCUCUGGGAGGAAUAGGAAGAAAACAGGAAUGUUAAUAAUGUCAAACAGAAGACUUCCUCCCUUAUUAAUAUAUAACCCUCAUGUAUUUAUGCCUAAUGUAAGCUGACUUUUAAAAAGCUUUCUUUUGUUGCAUGCCCCGUGCAGGCAUCCCUAUUGUACAUGCAUGCCUCUCGUCCUGUUUUCCUGUAUAAAGUUAGUGAACAAAGAACUAUUUUUGCCUAGUUCAUGUUGCCAAGCAAUGCAUAUUUUUUAAAUUUGUCAUAUAUGGAAAUAGCAUGUUUGUUACAUGUAAAGCUUUACUGAUAUACAGAUAUACUAAUGUUUGAAGAUGCUGUUCUUUGCAAGUGUACAGUUUUCAAAUGUUGUUACCAGUGAAACACCCUUGUGGUUUAAACUUGCUACAAUGUAUUUAUUACUCAUUUCCUCCCAUGUAACUAAGAAUCAUGGCUAUAUUUCAUAUCAACGUUAUAUUGAAAGUGAAGGGAAAUGAUUAAUACAAGGUUUUGUAACA